UUUACUAAUUGGGUGUAACAGAGAGAUAAGUUAUAAAAUCAAUGGGGAGGACAACAGCUGCAUCUUCAAUUUAUGUGUAUGUGGAUUCGUGAUGCGUCGCGGUCCGGCGCCCCCGCCACCGGCCCUCAUAUUUAUACGCUAAAGCGGGCAUUGCGAAGAGUUCAAACGUGCGUCGGGCGCUCAGAACAGUAGACGAUUGAGAAGCGAUUCGCACCGCGUGGGUAGACAAGGGCGAGUGCAGUGUGCAGUGCGUACGGGUCGAGUCUUGUGUAGCUGAAAGCUCGCCGCGAAGCCUCCAGCUCCCGAGAGCGGCGGCACCGCGCGAGCGCCCGCCUCCGCCGACCGCCUCGCGUCAGUGCCGGGCCGGCCGCGCCGCAGACACCACGCUCCGGGCUUCACGAGACGCUCCUCAGCCCAGCUGGACUCUAGUGACAUAAACAUUUUAGCGACCUGCAGUUGACGACCUCGACAUUCGCACUGACACUCAGUUAUAGAGGCGACGGCAGAUGGAUCGGCGGUGCGCGGCGGGGGCGCUGCUCGCGCUGGCCGCCUGCAUCGCGACCACGGCGGCGGCACCUACAGCCAGCAACCAAACUGCAUUAGAUUUAUAUGAAGGACCUUCGGAAGGAUGUUACUACAACUUCCAGCACUACGGGGAAGGUGAUCGUAUCAUGACAAACGAGCCCUGCCUCAACUGCACAUGCCACAAUCGAAUGCUAAUGUGUUAUCUGAGGGUCUGCCCCUUCACCAAACCUAUUGGUCAAGACUGCUCGGUUGAAAAGCGCGCUGACCAGUGCUGCCCCAUCGUCACUUGCCCUGAUGUUCCAGUUGACCUACUCACCUCGACUUCGACGUCAUCUCCGUCUGAAUAUGGCGAGACUGGACUCGGCAAGUUGGACAGAUACGGCUGCAGCAUUAACGGGAAAUACUUCCCCGAGGGCUCCAAGGUGCCGCCUUCACCGAACAAACCGUGCGAACAUUGCUACUGCAUACGAAAUAUGACGACUUGUGUUAUGCAAGAAUGUACUCUUCACGUGGACGGCUGCACUCCGAUUUAUCGUAAAGACGUGUGUUGCCCUGUUCGCUACUCGUGUGAUCACCCCGAGGAUGAAAUACCACUCUUGGACGAUAUGACCACCACGGUGCGACCUACGCCAGGAUUCCUUCUGACCACCACAACUCUUGCACCAGUAACACAAAUGACACAAGAUUGUGUGCACGAUGACAAAAUAUUUGCUGAUGGUGCAUCAAUAAAAACAGAAAAGGCUUGCGAACAUUGUUAUUGCAUGAAAGGUGACAUUGUAUGUGUAGUGCAAGAAUGUGGUACUCCUAUGGAAAAUGAAGGCAAAAAUUGCACUUCCAUGCCUCCACGUGAAGGCCAAUGCUGCCCCGAUACCUACAUCUGUGAAGGCGAUGAAAUGACUACUGAAACGAAACCUGAUAUUGCAACUGUAACCCCCUUCGAGGAUAUAACUACAUUAUCUCCACCGAGAAGAGUAAGUGUAGAAGGCAGUGGAUAUAGAAGUGAAACAGAUGAGCCAUCGACCGAAGUUCCACCAUUGGAGCCCGACACUGAAGGUAGUGGGGAAGAACAACCUUUCAAACCAACCGACGCCAAUGAAAUGCUUCUUCCGGAAAGCGAAACCUCUCAUCCGUUAAUUGUAACUGAUCAAGAUGAAAUUCCAGACCAUUAUAGCCCAGGCACUACUGAAAUACCCGAAACGGAACCUAAAAUUACUGAAAAAACAACAACUGAGGCUGAUAAGGGAGAAAAUACCGUGCCGAGUGGAGAUUUCGAAGAAGAUAGUUCAGAUAAAACUUCACCUGAAACAACAACUAUUAAACUAGAAACAGAAAAAGAGUCCUCUUACGGCACGAAAACAACUGCAUUACCUGAAGAUGAGUCUUCCCUAAAAGACAAAACUACUCCUCAUGAAGAAAUAACAGCUACCGAACCUGCCGUCAUUGCGGAAUCAACUAUUGCUGAUCAUAAGUUACAUACAUCCCCAGAUGGCACAGUUACUUCAGAAGACCAAGUGGCUGAAACUACGAUACCCACCAGAAGGAAAGAAGAAGAUGAAAUGAUGCCCAAGGAAACAACAACACUGAAACAUUUGGAAGAAUCUACCACUAAAGCAAGUGACAUCAUAGCUCCGGACGUUGCUGAAACGGAAAGCACUACUUCUUCAUCCAUAGACCAAGAAGUUGAAACUACAACUUCACAGUUAAUUGAAAAAGAAAUAGAAGUUAAAGAAUCAACUACAGAAACUGAUGUUAUUAAGACAGAUCCCCAAACUGCUACGACUAUACAACCUGAAAUUGCUACUGAGUUUACUACUGUCAGCAAAGUUGACCUUUCUUAUACUACAUCAGCAAAUCCUAUUGAAAACGAAAUUGAUGAAGAAUCAUUCCCCACAUUGGCACCAGGUAGAAUACCCGGUGAAGGCGAUUGCUUACUUGAUGGUGUCACUUAUAGUCACGAGAGUAUUGUACCCAGUAGCAGUCAUUGUCACACCAGUUGUAGGUGCAUCAGUAGCAUUGUCAAAUGUGAACCAAUCAUUUGUAGCCCACCGCCAGACUAUAUGGAUAACUGUCAACCAAUGUAUGAUUCUCCUGAAUCUUGCUGUCCUACUUAUGUAUGUGAUCAUCCAAGAGAAACAGUUCCACCUCAAUCACAUAGUCAGAUGGCAGGUACAGAAAGUCCUAUUCCUACACCUGCAAUCGAAUGUGAUGGGGACCAAUGUAAAACCGAUGAGGAUAAGAAAGAAACUACACCAUCAGUACCGUGCACCUCUGAGGAUUGUGCCGAUGAUUCAAAUAAGAAGCCUGACGAAUGUGGAUCUCAAGGGUGCGGCGAAGUUGCCAUUAAGCCAGAAGAAGCACAUCCAGCUAUACCUACCGAAGAGUGUAACGGCGAUAGAUGUUCCUCAUCACCAGAUCAUUGUGCCUCGGGUAAAUGUGAAACAGAACUUCCAAAAGAUCAAACGUGUAAUGAUGAACAUGGUUGUGAAAUUCCUGUCAUUCAAACAUGCCAAGGCGAUGAUUGCGCAACUCAACCUGACGUUACUGGUCCUAAGGAAGCUUUCACACCUUGUGAUAAUCCAAAUGGCUGUAAAGAUCAAACGUGUAAUGAUGAAAAUGGUUGUGAAGUUCCUGUCAUUCAAACAUGCCAAGGCGAUGAUUGCGCAACUCAACCUGACGUUACUGGUCCUAAGGAAGCUUUCACACCUUGUGAUAAUCCAAAUGGCUGUAAAGAUCAAACGUGUAAUAAUGAAAAUGGUUGUGACAUUCCUGUUGUUCCAACAUGUCAAGGCGAUGAUUGCGCAAUUCAACCUGAUAUCACUGCUUCUAAGGAUGGUUCCACACAUUGUGAUAAUCCAGAUGGCUGUAAAGAUGUCCAAAUUCCAGAAAAAGCACCACCUUGCACAGAUGAAUCAUGCGUAUCGGAAUUGCCAUCUCAGGUACCACAAGAACCUCAAGAUUGUAAGGAUGGCAGUGAUUGUGAUCAAAGUAAUCAGACUCCAACUACUGAAGAAUGCAACGAAGAAGAAUGUAAAAUAAAACAAGUUCCAGAAAUUAAUAAACAUCCUAGUGAUUGCAUUGGCAAUAAAUGCACACAACAACAAGGUCAUGUACCACACAUAACUGGUAUACCAGAGUUUAGUACAGAUUCUACCCCAAGAGUAACUGAAUUACCUGAAGAACUGGGAACAAAAUCUGAGGAACCAGUUACCGAGUUACCAAAGACAACUGAUAUCGAAAAAGAAAUUGAACCCAGUGCAACCACCAAAGCUUCCAUACCAGAAAGGGGCGAGGAAACAAGUACAACUCCACAAUACGAAGAAAUUGAUAAUGACAAAGAAAAAGGAACUCCUUCAACUAUUUCUAAGAGCCCUGAAAUAGUAACCCAGGCAACAAAGGGUGAACAGGAAGAGAGCAUUACUGAAAGUGCCAACAAAGAAACAACAAUGGUUCCAUUAGAUGUCACCGAGGUAAAAGAAAUAUUACCAGAAGUAACACCAGCAUUCUCAGAAGUUCCAACGACAGAAAUACCAAGCUUAUCUGAUAAGGAUACUAAAGAAACAAUUACAGAAUUGCCAAGCUUUACUGGAACUGAGUUGCCAGAACCAACAUUAAAACCAAUCAGUGAUACAGAGUCUGAAGUUCCAGAAGAUGCUGCUAAAGAUAAGGACACCGCUGAUAUUACCACAACUGAGGGAGCAACUCAAAGUAGCUCUCCCAAGAUAACUGAGGUAACCACUAAAUCACCAGAGAUGUUAACUCUAGCUCCUGAAUCUCUAGACAGAGAUGGCCACGAAAAACCAACGAAGGAACCAGAAUAUGUGCAAGACACUGAAGAAAAAAUAACUGAACCUACUGAACGUUAUACAUCUGCACCUGAACAAACAACUGAAAAGGUAGAGGUAGAACCAAUCCAAGAAGAAGAAUCACAGGGUACGCCAACGACACCAAAAUCUUAUGAAGAUCAAACAGCUGCUCCGGAGGUUCUCGUAACAGCAUCUCCUGAGCCGCAAAGUACUUCAGCACAAGAUGAAGACAAAAAAAUACCAAAACUGCCAGUGUCUACAUCAACACCUGAGCUUGAGCUUGUCACCAGUAAACCUGACGAUACUAAGCAGACUGCCGGUGAUAUGUCAUUACCAGAUACUACGGAAAUAGCUGAAACUCAAGCCCCAGAGUUAGUUGUUGAUGAAGCUACGUCUAAACCAGAAGACCUUGAUCUCUCUGAAAACGUUACUCCAGGUGAUGAUGAAAUAACGCCUAAACCGUUUAUAACAUUACCUCAAGAAACGUCUGCUGAAGAACCUGACGAAGACAAAAACGCAGAAACACCGCCACCUGUUAUAGUUGACAUUCAAACGCAAACUCCAAUGUCCAUUGUGAAAGAUCACGGUGACGAUGAAUUUGGCAGCACAGUUACACCUGAGCCAGCAAUAACCACUGAGCGUAGUACAUCGGAAUCAGAAUCACCGGACUCCGCACAAUCACCGCAGCCAACAAGCAUGCCUGCUAAAAUACCAUCGGAAGAGUCAGUAUCCGAUAUUGGAAAAAUGCCUAGUGUUAGUGAUGAAGAUAAUGCGGCUACGCCAACAGAAUUACCUGCAGAAAAGUUGGGAACAUCAGCUGUCGCGGAAGAUGUAUUCCCAACAGAAAAACCUGUGGAUGAUUCAGAUAAAACGGCUCCAGAAACGGAAACUAGCACAGGUUCUUCGCCAGUGUCAGUAACAAUUGUCACUGAACCAAUAAGCUCGGAACCUUCUGUGACAGAAGCUAAUCUCCAAGAGUCUAGUGCCCCACAAGAAGAAACAAGUGACAAUACAGAAACCAAAUCGCCUACCUCCAUCCCGGAGAGCUCAUUACAAUCAACCACUGAAGGAGGAGAAAUCAUUACUCCUUCUCAGGAACAAUCGAAUGAUAAUGAAGAUGUUACGGAACUACCGGAAUUAAUAGUUCAUGAACACCCGACGGAACCGUCUUCAAUUGAAAAAGAAUCUGAGCAACCUGUGACCGAAGAGGCUGCUACUAAGAAACCACAAGAACUUAUACCGGAAACGGUAACGUCUGAUAUACCCCUACCACAGGAUGCUCUGACUACUACUCCAGAAAUACUAGACGGCGAAUCACCAUCUCGGAAACCAGAUCAAGAAUCUAUUACAAAAGCACCGGAAAUCUCCCAACCUGAAACUACAGAAUCUAAGCUAGAUGAGGAACUGCCUCACAUCCCUGAAUCAUCCUCUACUGGAGCACAAAAAGAAGUAACAGAAGGCCCAGAGUUACAAGUCUCGACGGAUACUCCAGAAGUAACAGUUGGAGAUGUCCAGAAGGAAGAAAUAGAAACACCAGCGACCCAAGUUACCGUUACUAGUGCUCCUAAGAUAUCGGAAACAGAACCGCAAGAAACAAUAACAGAGUCGCAACCUUCCUUAACAGAAACAGACAUGUUCGUAACUCAACCUCACAAAGAUACUACAGAAGCCCCAGAAUCAACCGAUAUGGUUACCAAGCCCUCCGAUGCUUCUGAAACUGCCCCGGAAUCACAAAAAGAAUCUCCAGCUAUGCCUGAAGAACCGGAAAUACAAUCCCACACGGAAACAACAAAACCACAAGAUGUUACAACUACUGCACCAGAAAUAUCUUUAACUGAGUCACAAAAAGAAUCUACAGAAAUUCCAGAAUCACAAGAUACUGUAACAAAGGUGGUAGAUAUAUCUCCGGACAAAUUAGAUAAGGAAACUCCAAAAGAACCUAAGCCUCAAGAUGCGGUGACCAGCGUACCAGAAUUAUCUGAAACUGAACAACAAGGAGAAAUUACGAAAGCUCCAGAGGUAACAGAUGUGACCACCAAUGUACCUGAGAUACUAGAAACAGAACCUAAAGACAAAACAACCGAAGCUUCUGUGGUACAGGAUCUAACAACAACCCUUCCCGAGCGAGCUAUUACAGAAACAGUACCUAUAGAGGAUACAAAGAUUCCUAUGAUAGGAGAAAAGGUAACCGGUAUUCCCGAAAUAUCUGGAACUGUACCUUCAACAGAGGGUACUGAAGCUCCAACGCAUGAUGAUUCUUCAAGUGACGUUCCAGAAGUACACGCAACUGAACCUCAAAAAGAAGUAACUGAAGCUCCAGCAACAGAAGAUACAGUAACGAAAGUUCCAGAGACUUCAACUACGGAGUCCCACCAAGAUACACAAGCACCUGAAUCUCAGGAUAUUGCGACAAGCUCCCCUGAAUUACCAGAAACUGAACUAAAGAAGGAAUCAACUGAAGCUCCUGAGUCACAACAAACUAGUUCAACCAUUCCCGAAACAUCACCAACUGAACCUAAGAAGGAGAUUACAGAGCUACCUGAAACCCAAGGAAUUACAGAUGCGCCAGAAAUUUCAGCUGACACUAAAGCUCCUGAAACUGAACCUAAGAAGGAGAUUACAGAGCUACCAGAAACCCAAGGAAUUACAGAUGAGCCAGAAAUUUUAGCUGAUACUAAAGCUCCUGAGACUGAACCAAAGAAGGAGAUUACAGAGCUACCAGAAACCCAAGGAAUUACAGAUGCGCCAGAAAUUUCAGCUGAUACUAAAGCUCCUGAAACUGAAUCGAAGAAGGAGAUUACAAAACUACCAGAAACCCAAGGAAUUACAGAUUCACCAGAAAUUUCAGCUGACACUAAAGCUCCUGAAACUGAACCGAAGAAGGAGAUUACAGAGCUACCAGAAACCCAAGGAAUUACAGAUGCACCUGAAAUUACAGCUGAUACUAAUGCUCCUGAAACUGAACCGAAGAAGGAGAUUACAGAGCUACCAGAAACCCAAGGAAUAACAGAUGCGCCAGAAAUUUCUGCUGAUACUAAAGCUCCUGAAACUGAACCGAAGAAGGAGACUACAGAACUACCAGAAACCCAAGGAAUAACAGAUGCGCCAGAAAUUUCUGCUGAUACUAAGGCUCCUGAAACUGAACCGAAGAAGGAGAUUACAGAACUACCAGAAAGCCAAGGCAUUACAGAGGCACCAGAAAUGUCAUCUGAUACUAAAACUCCUGAAACAUCUGACGCCAUGUCUCCAGAGAAAGUAACAAAGGCCCCAGAAACACAAACAGUAGCAACGAAUGCUCCACAAGUACCAGCUGUUUCGGAAACUGAAGUGCCAGAAACACCAGAAUCAUCAGAAAAAACCGUAACAGAGCCACAGAAUAUACCUACAGAAAUAUCAGAUGUAUUAGAAUCUCAAAAACCAGCGACCGAAUUACCUGAAAUUUCACCUGAGUUGGCUACAAAUGCUCCAGAAAUGUUAGCAACAAAAUCUGAUAAGGAUAUAACCGAAGCGCCGGAGCAAGAAUUCACAACUAAGACACCAGAACCGUUAGAGACUGAGCCAGAGCCAGAAAAAUCUUCAAUCACAGAAAAGGACGAGUCAGUCACAGACUCACCGUUAAAAAUAACAACUAAAUUUGAUGAUCAAACUAAAUCUGAACCGCAAGACUUUGUUACUCCCACUGAAUCAUCGAAACCCGAAACAGAAAAACCACUAACUACAGAAGUCGGAUCAUCAACUGAAGCAGAUAAAAAGAUCGAGUCACAGGCAACUGAAUAUCCGGUCAAGAUAGCAGAUUCAGAUUCUGAAACAGAGAAGCCCCACGAGGGAGUAGAAAUUGAGACGGAAAUGCCGUCUGUGGAACCCGCACAGACUGAAUCAUCCGUUUCUGGAUCCAUUGAAUCCGAAACGAAAGCACCUGAAUUGGGUGCAACAGUACCACAAGAAUUGCCUGUGACAGAAAAGCAAGAUUCAAGGCGAACUGAACCAACAAGUGCUCCAGUUGAAGAAGAUGUUACCAAAGCUCCAGAAACUUUAGAAACGCCAGAGAAAACAACAAUCAUAUCCGAAGAACCUGAGCAAACGACAAAAGAAGAAUACCCAGAAACAACGCCAGACUUAGUAUUAUUAGAGGAACAUACGCAUAAGACUGUAUCCCCUGAUUUAGAAACAAGUACUAGUCCUUCCGACAUACCAUUAAAGGAAUAUGAACCAUCGACACCUGAAAUAUCUAUAGAGAAGGUAACAGAGUCUGUCCCGACCCCGAGUACGGAAUCAGAAAAGUCACCGCAAGAAGACGUGGUAUCCGACAAGGAUCAAGGUGUACCAGAACUGACAGAAACCACGGCACCUGAAAAAUCAACGGAACCUUUGCCUGUGUCUGAGGAGAUCGCCACGAUAUCUCCUUUGCCUGAAUCUCUAGAUACUGAAAAACCACAUAUUGUAGAUUCUAAUGAAAUUUCUACGUCCCCACCGACGACAGCUGAAGAACCAACAGAAACUGAGAAGCCUUUAGUACCAAGCAUUGAGGCAGAAUCAGAGAAACCACUUGUGGUAGAAACGAAUGCACCUGAAGAAGAGUAUAUUUUAGCAACCACCAAAGCCACAACUAUAAAAGCAGAAGAACAAUCCACGACACUUUCACCGUUACUUGAUAAAUUCGGAAAACCUGAUGAUGAAGCACAAAAACCGGCAGCUGAACCUGAAAAAUCACAACCUGAUGUUACUGAAGAAUUACCGAAACCUGGAGCCAACGAAGUGCAACCCACAGAAGAGGCAUUACCACCAGAAGAAGAAAGCCAUUUCCCACCGAGCGGAACUAGUGGUUACGGACAAGAGCCUGAUUACGGAGAAGAAGAUUCCUUCGGUCCUGGUACUUGUCGAUAUGGUGGAAAAGUAUACGUAUCUGCACAACAAAUACCAAGAGAAGAUCCUUGCGAUUUCUGCUUCUGCUUUAGAAGUGACAUUAUUUGCCUUCAACAAAGUUGUCCUCCUCCAAUUCAUGGCUGUCAUGAAGAACCUAUCCAAGGAUUCUGUUGUCCUCGAUAUGAAUGCCCAGUGUCCAUGGCGACUACUCUCAACGUUACGACAACAACGACAACGACGACGACAACGUUGCCGCCACACUUCCUACCUCACGCCUACAAGGGCGCUGCGCAGAGAAGAGGCUGUCAAAUAAAGGGACACACCUACAAAGUGGGAGAAGUCGUGCGAGCAUCAUCAGGACCAUGUUUACAUUGCACAUGUGGAGGAGACGGUCAAAUGAAGUGCGACCCCAAGGUGUGUACGCCAGAGCCCAUGCUCAGACAAAUGAUCGCCGCUGCGGUAUCCGCGAAGCGACGAAGGUGAAAUACCCCCCGAGAGAUGACUCAUUUGCCUGCGACGUCACUAGGGUAAAGGACCUAUGUGAUAAUACUUCCAUCUACUCUUUUAUGCACAAGAAUAAUGCUCAAAUUAUCCCGAAGGAAGGAGUAGUGUAAGAUUUCGUGUCAUAUAUGGUAAUUUUUUUUAACUUUCAUAAAGUCAUGGCACGCACAACUCAAUAAUACUUGACUGUGAUUAAAAUAUUAAAUUAGAUUUUUCUAAAUCUGAAUUGUUAGUGUUUUUGGGUCUUCAUUAUUAAGGCUAAUUUAUUAUUAUUAUUAUUUAUCUUUUCAUUAACAAAAGUCAGUGCCAAACGAUAGUGCUAAGUUGUAAUCGACUAAGCCUUUAUGAUAACAAGAGUUUCAAAAUUUAUUAACACUUUAAAGUGAAACUGACCAAAGCGAAGCUAUUCGAUGUCGAUAAUAAUUAUACUUAUUGAAACGACAAAACACUUCCAGCUUCGUGUCGUUGGUCACUAGAUCGCCGAAAUCUUGACCAUUUUUACUUAUUGUACACUUAAUUUACCGAAAUAGUUAAGUUUAGUCAAAAUCUUUGUUUUUACACGAUGUUAUAAUAAGCGAUCUAGUAUCGUGUAAAUAUGAAGUAACCCAUAAGGAUCCCUGAUGUAAAUGCCUUACUUAAUUUGUAAUAAUUUAUAUAUGUUAGGUGUAUAGUACUUAAGCCAUGUUUUAAGACCAGUGACUAUUAUAAUUUAGAAGUUAGAAAAAGGAAGCCACUUCAUGUUGAUAGGGCGAAAAGCGUCCGUCGACGCGAGCGGGGCACACGCGCCGGCGCAGCCUUGGCGAGCGCUUUUCCUGCCUCCACGUCUGACAGAAAGUGACAUCACGACUGAUCUUGUUUUCUCUAAUUCGUGAAGGUGCACAGUUUUUACUAGCACUUAUUUAGUAAUAGUGACCAAUAUUUUUAAAAGUGUUUUGUAAAGAACUUUUUGCAAUAUGAUGUUAAUGAGCAUAUUGUAGGAUCUUUUGUAACUUUUGAUAUUAAAGUGCUGGUAGACUUAAAUACAUGACCUUUCAUGUGUAACAGAUCAAGACGGGUACGAAAGUUGAUCAGACUUUGCGAUCGUUUUUGGAAUGAUAUUACUUAUAUGUAGAGAUGUAAAUAACGAUCGCAUUAAUUCGUACAAACCUUCUUCUGUGUAUGUAAGUUGUAGUUAUAUUUCUUCUUAUUUAUUUAAAGUUGUAGUUUUGGUUGUAUAUCAUGAUGAGAUAGGUUGUCAAUACGAGACAAUAUUAAUUUUCUUUUAUAAAAAAAUAUAUUCAGGUUUUCAGGAAAAUAGAUAAUUUUAUUUCAACUCUAUUUUAUUUGUUUAAUUAGUUAUUACCAAGCUACAAUCUAUCUGUCUGUGCUACUGUGCAAGAGAGUUUAAAUAAAAUAUUUCAAGUGAA
Messenger RNA from Cydia splendana, 11098 nucleotides. RefSeq names its product mucin-2. Gene Ontology annotation, molecular function: protein binding. Bases 507 to 9674 code for a protein of 3055 amino acids. The record is from RefSeq and is a predicted model, not a curated record. NCBI's taxonomy places the organism in Eukaryota, Metazoa, Arthropoda, Insecta, Lepidoptera, Tortricidae. The transcript has 7 exons.